Molecule: messenger RNA, 2932 nt
Organism: Momordica charantia (bitter melon)
Lineage: Eukaryota; Viridiplantae; Streptophyta; Magnoliopsida; Cucurbitales; Cucurbitaceae
Product: Melibiase family protein
Biological process (GO): carbohydrate metabolic process
Molecular function (GO): hydrolase activity, hydrolyzing O-glycosyl compounds
Source: RefSeq, a predicted model, not a curated record
AGGAUAUCAUUUUGGUGGAAAUUAGAACUACAAGUCUACAAGGCAACUUUGAAAACAAGAGAAAAUUUUAUUAUUUUAGAAGACGACUUAUUAUAACGACCAUGAUGGUAUUUUAGCUAUAGCUUUAUUUAAUAUGAAUUAUAUCAUUUGUUUUUCUUUCGUUUGCUGAAAAUAUUGUCUUACACUCGCCGAGCUUUCCAAGCCCACUCAUUCUUGCUUUUGUUCUCAUUAAGUCGGCAAUCGAGUCUUUAUAUAGCUUGCAGUUUUUCUAAGCCUCACCAACUUUUUUUGUUGAUUAAAAUACAGUUCUUUCUUAAAGUGGUAAUAUUCCGUUGUUUCUAUAUGCGGAGAAUUUGGUGGUCUCAACAUUGUUUAGUUAAAAAGUUAAUUGUUAACUUGGUAUAAUUGGAAAUCUUAUCUUAGCAUCUAUUAUCACUUGCCACUGGCACGUCUUGCAUUAGAUCUAUAAAAUAGAUGGAUCUUUCAUUUCUGAACUUGGUAAUUCGAUGAAGAUGAGGAUGAGGAUGGGGAUGCGAUGAGGACGAGGAUGAGGAUGUGUUAAUUAAUGCUGUUCCACGCACCAUCUGAACGGGUCCUUAUAAUUUAACAUUUUUCCUGUCCAGAAGGUAUCAAAAAUAUCAAUUCAGUUCCCUGCUUUAUGGGUCUACUCUGAAUUUGAUCGCUGAAAACCGCCACCGCUGUAGCCCACAUCAUGAAAGGCGUCUUCUUCAGCUCUCUCUACUUUUAUCUCUUCUUCUGCUUCGGGUUUCUCUGCAGUUGGGUGUCAUCCAAAAAUGGACCAGAACGUGCGGCCUUCCCGCCGAGAGGUUGGAACUCCUAUGACUCGUUUUGCUGGACAAUUUCCGAAGAAGAAUUCUUACAAAAUGCAGAGAUUGUUGCCAAGCGGCUUAAAUCUAAGGGAUAUGAGUACGUGGUUGUGGAUUACCUCUGGUAUAGAAAAAAGGUUCCAGGUGCUUACACCGAUUCUCUUGGGUUUGAUGUGAUUGAUGAAUGGGGGAGGAUGGUCCCGGACCCAGGUCGGUGGCCUUCCUCUCGAGGUGGAAAGGGAUUAUCGGAAGUAGCUAAGAAAGUACAUGAUAUGGGGUUAAAGUUUGGAAUUCAUGUCAUGAGAGGAAUUAGUACACAGGCAGUAAAUGCUAAUACCCCUAUAUUGGACGUUUCAAAGGGAGGUGCCUAUGUAGAAUCAGGGAGAAAGUGGUUUGCAAGUGAUAUAGGGAUCAAGUCGAGGGCCUGUGGAUGGAUGCGUAAUGGUUUCAUGAGUGUAAACGUCAAUUCGGGAGCUGGAAAAGCCUUCUUAAGGUCCCUUUAUCUACAAUAUGCUGAGUGGGGUGUUGAUUUUGUGAAACAUGAUUGUGUGUUUGGCGAUGAUUUCGAUUUAGCUGAAAUAAGCCUCGUCUCAGAUGUUAUUAAACAACUUGACCGCCCAAUAGUGUAUUCUCUGUCUCCUGGAACAAGUGUGACACCAGCCAUGGCCAAGUCUGUAAGUGGGCUGGCUAACAUGUAUAGAAUAACGGGGGAUGAUUGGGAUACUUGGAAUGACAUUGUUUCCCACUUUGACAUAACCCGGGAUUUCUCUACUGCUAAAAUGAUAGGUACCACAGGCCUGAUGGGUAAAUCAUGGCCUGAUCUGGAUAUGCUUCCACUGGGUUGGCUUACUGAUCCAGGUUCGAACGAGGGCCCUCAUAGAAGAAGUAACCUUAAUUUAAAUGAACAAAGAACUCAGAUGACUCUAUGGUGUAUGUCUAAGUCUCCAAUUAUGUUUGGAGGAGAUUUGAGGAAUCUUGAUGAUACCACCUAUAGUAUCAUCACAAAUCCUACUCUACUGGAGAUUAACUCCUUCAGCUCAAAUAAUAUGGAGUUUCUUAAAAUAGCUGCAACAAAAGUUUCAAACGGUAUAGAGCAGACUCUCAAAUGGCAUUCCAGAGAUUUGGAGGCAUCGACUUUGCCUGUGUUGGGUCUCAGCAACUGUGCAGAUUCAAAGGCUGGUGGUUGGAUUACUGAAGGUCUCAAUCAAGGUCUUGAAAAAAUAUGUUGGAAGGAAAAUCUAGAACACAAAUAUCAAGCACCGUUAUGCCUAUUUAAACGAGGAUCUCGAGUUGCAAUGGAUAAAGAGGCAACUGAUACUCACCAUGAUCAAGUGGAACUUAUAACAUCGGCGACUGGCACAGCGGAUGUUUGUCUAGAUGCUACUCUGAAAAGAAAGCGUAGUUCUGAAGCAUUCACAAGGGGAUCAUUUUUUCCCUGUAAAAGGCAUGAGAACCAGAAGUGGGAUUUAAACUCUAACGGGACGUUGGCAAACAAUUAUUCUGGACAUUGUGCAAUUGUGAAGUAUAACAAAGCCCAAUCUAUUCCGACUGGAGUUCGCUCGUGGGUCGCGACAGGAAGGGAAGGUGAGAUAUAUGUUGCUUUCUUCAAUCUAAACAAUGCGAGGACAGUAAUAUCAGCGCAGAUUUCGGACCUUGCCGAGGUACUUCCAGGCAAGAAAUUGGGUCAGAGUUCCUGUAAAUGCAGAGAGGAAUGGUCUGGAAAAGACUUUGGAGUGAUCACAGGGUCAAUAGCAGCACCAGUCGAAAGCCAUAGUUCUGCACUACUUAUCAUCAAUUGCAACUAGUGCAACUACUGCGUCCAUUGGAAGCAGUUAAUAACUCUGGAAUUUGCUAUUCUUGAAGCUCUAAAAAAUAUGUACUUUGCUCUUUCUCACUUCAAUCCAAGUUCUGUUCUGUCCGAGCAAAAACUUGCUAUUGAUGCUUAAACAUCAUGGAAAUGAAGAUUUUAAAUUAGCUGCCAUAAUCAAAACUAUAAAGGUGGGAUGCCUGGUCUGUUGACUGCAGGCAUAGAGUUAGAGAGAUGAAUAGAGAUGAAAUGACAUGAAAUUAAGAUUUUCUAAUUAAUUUUAAGACUAUUUUGUGUA